AUGGGCACAUGGGAGGUCACAAACCUCCCAUCUGGCAUGAACACCAUUGACACCAGGUGGGUACUCAAGAUAAGGAUGGACACAAACCUGGUACCUAUGAAGUUUAAAGCAAGACUGGUGGCAAGAGGAUUCACUCAGAGAGAAGGUAUCGACUACACAGAAAUCUUUGCACCAGUGACACCAAUCCAGGAAAUUCAAGGAGUAUUGGUGGUGGCAGCUGUGCAAGACUGGGAGGUAGACUCAGUCAAUGUCAAGCAAGCAUACCUCAACUCCAACCUUCAACAUGAUGUUUAA
Ustilago hordei is the source of this 294-nucleotide messenger RNA. RefSeq lists its product as uncharacterized. The record is from RefSeq and is a predicted model, not a curated record. Lineage: Eukaryota; Fungi; Basidiomycota; Ustilaginomycetes; Ustilaginales; Ustilaginaceae. The coding region runs from base 1 to 294 and encodes 97 amino acids. The transcript has a single exon.